UUUGUGUUCUCUUCCUUUAAAGCCCUCACGCUCUAUUCUGGAGCAAUGAAAAACUAGAACCGGGGAGGCCACCGAGGCAACCCAAGAUCAUUCGGGAAGCGCGGAUCUUAUAUGCAGGCAGGCUGCGCCACGCGUCGGGAGAACGGACGGAGUAAGAUCUCAGCAACGAAAAGGAUGGAAGGUCUGAAGGAGACACGGGGAACUUUGGAUUGAGGAGAGGAGGGGACGAGGGACGGAAGACCGCCCGAUGAACGACAGUUUUUUUCUUGGAUAUUUUUUGUGUGCUUUUUUUAGGGGGGAUUUUGGAUAAUUUUUGCGGUUGAUCAAAAUGCCAUUUGCCAAAAGGAUUGUAGAACCCCAGUUACUGUGCAGGUUACCUAUUCCAAACGACGAAGGCUCGCUCAACGUUGAGGAUCUGUGCUCCAUCAAUAAUGUGGUGCUCUCGCGGACCUUGCGGCAGCUCUCCGACCUGGCCAAACACGCCUGCUCCCUAUUCCAGGAGCUGGAGAACGAGAUCAUGUCCACCAACCAGAGGGUCUGGGUUCUGCAGAAUAAAAUGGGGAAGAUCCAACACAACGCCAGCGGUCUAGAUCCCAAAAAGGAGCCAGUGCCUGUCUCUAACCUGGAUGUGGAGAGUAAGCUAACAGUGCACUACCAGGCCCCAUGGCACCAGCACCACAACGUGUUUCACCCCUGCAGCCGGCCGCCAUGCGUAGAGGAGCUCCACAGACAUGCCAAGCAGAGCCUGCGAGCCCUGCACAGAGACCAACAGCAACGUCAACGGUCGAACAGCCGCGAGCGCAGAGUGACCAUCUCCAUCUCUGGGGCUCCUCCAAUGCCCACCCUCCCUUCCCCACGCACCCUCAGACGGCACGAGCAGAGGGUCAGGCACAGCCGCACGCAGGCGAGACCAGAGAGAGAAAUAGAAUAUCAACUUCGGAAGGAGAGACACGUGAGAGAGACAGACAUCCAGACAAUACACAGAAAGUAUGACCGUACCCGCUCCCCCUCCCCCACUGAAUGUUGCCUCUUCACCCCAUGGACCAGAAAGGCUGCCCCUACCACUGACCCUGAUGCUGAGCCUGCAGUGGCCCACAGGUCUACUGGUGCUAUUCCCAACCCCCCCUCCACACUGGACAAGCAGACCAACUGGUCCAAAGCCCUGCCUCUGCCCACCCCUCAGGAGAGGAUGAAGAGUGACCCAGCAGUCGUGUCCUCGUGCAUCAUCCCCAUCAACGUCACUGGGGUGGGGUUCGACAGGGAGGCUAGUGUGCGCUGCUCCCUGGUACACUCCCAGUCUGUGCUGCAGAGGAGGAGGAAGCUGAGGAGGAGGAAGACCAUCACCGGGAUCCCCAGACGAGUUCAACAGGACAUGGACUCUGAUGAGUCUCCAGUGACGAGGGAAAGGACAGUGAUGGUCCACACCAACCCUCACCUGUCCCUCUGUCAGGAGGAGCUGUCCCUCCGAGGGGGACACACCAAGGACUCCGGCUGCCAGACGGACGACUGCCUGACCGGUGGCGGUGGCGCCCCGUCCAGGAGACGUAUACGUGCCCAGCGCGGCGGCCAGGGGGGCAUCCCCGCCUCCCUCUCCCACUCCACCGGGAACAUCUCCUCGCUCCCCGACCACCCUGACACCGCCAUGUACACCGCCUCCGGCUCUCGCCUCCGCUCCCGCAGCCUCCCCCGCGAGGGCGGCCGCAUACGCGACGAGGACCAGGACGACAGUGAUGAAGAUGAGGAUGAUGAUGACGACGAUGAUGAUGAAGAUGAGGAGCUCUCUCCAUACGAGACGGAGGACUUCCUCCCGGGAACGGGGCCAAGGAUGUUAAAAGACGAGGAGGAGAGUACGGAUGACCAGGCCAUGCCAGAGCUGCAGCUGGGGAGUCUGAAGAGGAUACAGCAAGGAGACGGGGGGAGUCCAGAACACAUGUGGAUGGAGAGGGGUCGCUCCCGCCUCCCCCGUCAGGUCGACAUGGGGAACUGUGAGAUCUCCUCCAGCUCAGACACCUUCAGCAGCCCCAUCCACUCUGUCUCUACUACGGGGGUGCUGAGAGGACAGAUAGACCACAAGGAGGACCACCAGUCGUCCAGUGGUAACUGGAGUGGCAGCAGUUCCACAUGCCCCUCCCAGACCUCUGAGACACUCCCCCCCGCCGCAUCCCCCCCUCUGACCGGCUCCUCCCACUGUGACUCGGAGCUGUCGCUCAACGCCGCGCCGCACGCCAUCGAUGACCUCACCGGCUUUAUCAUCGACCCCUACCAUUCGGAUCAGCCGCAGGGCCAGGGUCAUAGGUCCAGCUCCUUCACCUCCUCAGCCACUGACCAGCUGGAUGAUGCAGGGGUCAGUACUGCCAGCGAGGGAGAGUGGACCUACCCUCAAGACCAGGCUGAUCAGGACCAGCUGUGUAGUCAGGACUUCAGCCCCAGGCGUUCGUCCAGGGGGGACCAGACCAGGAUAGACUUCACCAACAUCAGCAGUUACGAUGGCUUCUCAGACCGAGCUCCCCCUACUGCUGCAGCAGACUCCCAGGGCUUCUACUCAUCCUCCAUGCACUUUGACUCCAUGCAGGGCCAGAGUUACAGGAGAUACAUGUACAACUAUGCAGCAGUGGGCUCUGGCGCUGACUGUGGCCAGGGUAAUACUGUGGGCGCUACGCCUGGUGAGGGAGAGGGCAUGGCUGGGUAUCCUCCUCAGUCCUCUGACUACAGGGGAGCCACCCUGACGCUAGGGAGGCCGUGUCGUCCGCUGAAGAAACCAAAGGUCAAGCCACCCCCACCAAAACGGAGCUCCUCGCUGAAGGAGACGUGUAGCGCUGGUGCUCCAGAGGACGUCCCCCCUGAGCAGGGCGAUGAGCAGGGCGAUGAGCAGGGCGAUGAGCAGGGCGACCAGGACCAACCAAAGAUUCAUAGUAGUGGGCAGACACAGACCCUGAACCUGCCCAUGUCUUCCAGAGACAGAGAGAUGAGGCUGCAGCUGGACAUGGCCAGCCCGGGGGAGGUGGAGAAUCCUGGGUUGGAGGCUGAGGUGUUGGGUGGUGGUGGUGCCUGGGGGAUGGGGAGCCCCAGGAGCCCCAGGACUGUGGAGAUGACGGAGCCCACCUCGUUCGGGUCCACUGACACUCACUCCUUCAAGGACGAGGGCGCCGUUCAGUCUGACUAUGCAGACCUCUGGUUCCUCAACGACUUGAAAUCCCAAAAUAACCUGGACCCCAACGGCUCCUUGUCCAACUCCAGCACUGCUACGGGUACUACUGUUAUUGAAUGCAUCAAGUCGCCGGUGGACAGCUCCUCCUCUCCCGGGGGAGAGACCCAGGCGUUGAUGCAUUCCUCCGGCUCUGGUUCCAGCUCCUCCAGGCCCACCUCCCCUCCUCUUCCCCCCGGGGAUGGAGACUUCAAGCUGGGCUCUCCUGAGAAGCUGGCCGGCCUCGCCUCGCCCUCCAGCGGAUACUCCAGCCAAUCGGAGACGCCCACGUCUUCAUUCCCGUUAGCGUUCUUCCCCGGCCCGCUCUCUCCGACCAGCGGGAAACGGAAACCCAAAGUCCCCGAGAGGAAGUCUUCUCUAUCCUCGCUGCAGCACCAGGCCCAGACCCAGUUUUCUAGCUCGGCCUCUGGAUCCUCCUCUUCCUGUUCCUCUUCCUCUUCCUCGUCAUCCAGGAAGGACUAUGACUUCCCGGCUCCACCCACCCAGCUGGACUUAAGUUCUCUUCACAGCGCCCAUGGCAGCAGGCCGUUACCCACUCUGGCCCACCGGACCCACAUGCACACGCUGCACCAGAACAAGCAAAGGGCAGCAGCAGCAGCAGAGGCCCGGGCCACCGCGUGUAACACUGCAGCCGUUAACGCUAAUGCUAGUGCUAAAGCUAGUGCUAACGCUAACGCUAGUUCUAAUGCUAACGCUAGUGCUAGUGCUAACGCUAGUGCAGCCCCCUCUGGGUUUAUCAAUGGAUCCACUCUGACUCCAGAGGCCCCACUUGCUGCCAACCCCAUGGCCCUGGCCAUCACCCCCACUGUGCUGCGCUCCGUCCAGCUACGUUCCAUCGGCCACAGGGCCACCAAAUGGUUCUCAGCCCCAGGCCCGGGGCCAGGCUCAGGGUGCUCAGGGCCAGGAGCCUCCACCACCACAAGCAUGGGCCCACGAGGCUUCAGGGGCCCCUGCCACCAGACCCAAGAUGCCCAGUGUAACCAUUGUGACCCCCACUCUGACACCAACACCAGGCCCCUGCCACCCAGGAGACCCAUGGCCCAGAAACCCCCACCACCACCGACCCAGGACCCCCACCACCCUUCUCAGGAGCACCACCACCACUCUGUACCCCAGCCCCAGCACCACCCCACUCCCAUGCAGCACCCGGACGGCCCCCCGACCUAUGAGAGCCUGGCCAGGCACCGGCAGGACCGCUACAGCCCCGGAACCUUCUGGGCAAUGACGGCGUUCCGGACGCGCCCUGCGGAACCUUUGGAACUUGAGGAACCCACGCACCGAGCGCCACCGCCAACUCCGGAACCCGUGAUUCCUACUACACACCCGGAGUGCCACGUGCUAGGGGAACGGAUUGAGGAUGAAGAAGACGAGGAGGAGGAAGAGCACGAUAGAGAGAUAUCAAGGGUUAUGAGUCACAGUCAAGGCCUCAUUAGAGAAUAUCGAGAAUAUCAUCAAAGAGAUCAUCCAAGGGAACCACCGACGUACGAGACGCUAGAGGAGUCCCACUCAUAUCAGUCCCAGUCACAUUAUCACAGCCAGUCACAGACACACUCCUGUCACAGUCAAAUGGUCCAGAGGUGGGACUUGGGCCCAAGCAGCGGUCCUGACAAAGUGCCCGGUGUAACGGUGGAAGCAUCACACCCUUACUCAAUCAGCCAUGUGAUAGAUCUAAGAGGUCGGAGUGGAGAGGACCGCUAUGAGAUGACAUCAUCAGGGGUUCCUACCAGAAGUGCCUCUCAGGAUAACAGCAGAGAUGACUCCACCACACCGGACACAGAGGACUACUUCAGCAAAGAGUCUACUAGUCCCAGUGAUAACUCGCUCUCUCCUCUGACUGACGAAACAACCAAACCUGAUGAUGAUGUUGUCUUCAUGUCGCCCAGCAAAUCACGUACUACUGAAGACCUGUUCGCCAUGAUCCACAGGUCCAAGAGAAAAGUCCUGGGCCGUAAAGACUCUGGAGAGCUGAGUGGGAAGAGCCGUCUGUGUCCUCCUCCGGCUGCCGUCGUUCCACCUGCAGCUAUCCUCCCAGCCAUCCCCCCUCCGCCCCCUCUCAUCAUCCCCCCCGCCCCAGCCCUCUCCACCCUGACCGCGGCCGGGACCCAGCGCACCCCAGGACCCAUCUACCGCAGCGCCAAGAAGUCCAGCACCUCCAAUGAGGAGUUCAAGCUGCUUCUCCUGAAGAAGGGCAGUCGGACUGAUUCCAGCUACCGCAUGUCUGCUACAGAGAUCCUCAAGAGCCCCAUCGCCCCUAAGUCCCCUGGGCACCCCUUGGCUGCUGAGGGCCAGGUCAGGUACCCCACCGAGGAGCCCCCCUCUCCCCUGCAGGAGCCAUCAUUGCAAGCGGACGGGGAGCAACUCUUCCCCCCCAGCCUCUUCCCCAGGCCCAGUUCAGACAGCUUCAGCCCUAAAACACCCCCCACGUCGGCUUCGUCCAGACAGGGGCGUUCCCGGAUCCCCCCUGCAGCCAAUAGUAGUCGCUACAGCACCCGUAGCCGACUCUAUACGGCACCCAUGCAGGUCAUAUCAGAGGGGGAGACUGAGAACUCAGAUGGGAGUCCCCAUGAUGAUCGCUCGGCGUAAUGAUCGCUCUGCUCAGUGCAGAAACAUGUACCCUAAUCCUUAUUUGGUGUGCUACUUUUGACCAGGGCCCAUAUAAGGAAUAGGAUGCCAUUUGGGACGUAGACAUAUUUAUAUGGAUCUGGUUCAGUGCUGUUGCUGUUCUUAUCUACUGAGUACUGACGGAUACACAACUCAACAAAGAGGGUAUAACCAGAGAGAAGACUACUCUGGACUACCUGCCUGGGGGUUUGAUAUCUUGGUGCAGAACUGAAGAACACAACUUUGUGUUUUGUUCAGAGUGUAAAGAAAGAAAAAAAAAUGUUCUUGUUUUGAACUUUGAACUCCCUUUUUAAAUAACCCAAGAUCCUGUAUUGAGUGAAACGUGGACAAGAGGAGAAAAAUGGAGUGGUAAGACAACCUGUGUGUGUGUUGGAGCAAAUGGAACAUCCAUCGUCAUUUUUUAUCUUCUUGGAUGUUGGAUGACUUGUAUGUCGUGUCCUAACGUGACCCUAAAAUAACUGCUUUCCGAAAGAAUUGCAUUUCUCUCUACACUUACACAGAGGACAGGUCAUUAUUUCAACCAUAAACAAAAUAUUCCCAGUCGACAAAAAUGAAUAAGCUAUAUGUUUUGUAUUGCUACCGCCCCAACACAAAACAAUGGACUGUGAUCACUAUUGACAACCAUGUGUCAAAGUAUUGUUUUACCAAGAGUGAGUUAACAACACACAUGCCAUCCUCACAUAGAUAAACUACAUGUAAAGAAAUAGGAAUGACCUAUGACCCUAGAAGAGCUCUCAGUGCAGGGAUUCCUGGCAGGGACACAUAAGGGAAAUAUUUGGUCUUGUUGAAGUGAUGUGGUGCAGAUGUCAAGGUGUCAGAAGAGAUGAUGGGACAAUCGUGCUGUGGCCUUUCUGCGCUGGAGGGCCAAGCAUGCCGGGGAUUCACUGACUACUCUAGAGGAGAUAUUUACCACUAUAAAAACAAACAAAGAGAGAAAAGCUAUCGAGGGUCUUUCCCACUAAUGUUUGGCUAGCUAGCCGGGAGGUUGAAAUGGAUCGGGUUUUCAAAGACUAACUUCUCCUUUGCACUUCGUCAUUAUGAAUUCUUCAAGAAUAUUCCUUGAGAAAAAUAAAACUAAUCUUAUAAUGGAAAAUUCCUAUUGUGUAUAUUUGUAUUGAAUAUAAAAGAACAUAGCUAUAUGAAGAGACAUACAAAAGAUUUUUUAACGUCACAAACCCAUCAUUUGUAGCAGAGUGGAUUGGGGACGUUCUAGAAUGACUAGAUUCUGUUUCUAUGGGGAUAGGUGGUGGGGGGGGGUGCAAUCUUUCCGUAGUUCCGUAACAUCAGUAGCCAGGGGCACGUCGCAAAGCCCAACACAUUAAUCAUACAACCUUAUUAAGAGAAACAACCAAUCAUCUGUCCUUGUGAAAAUAUCGGUUGAAUCUUUAAGAUUUCACUCAAAUAUUACGCUUCUCUCUAGUGGGUUUUUUUUUCUUCAGGUUUUAAACUAAUUUAACAUAACAAAUGGGUUAUACAUUUUAAGUAAUGACAUUCUGGUGAACAGACCAAUCUUGAAGAGUUGUGUUUCUACAUUGAAAAACAAACUGUAGAUCAAUGAAGUCACUCAAUGUGUUCUAUGAAUACCUCUGCAACCAUAUUACUGUUCGUUUGUACAGAUCUAACAUAGAGAUACAUAGAUUAACGGACAACUGUUACUCAGCGAAAUUUGAAUUGCAGAACUAACUGAACUGACACUGUGUACGAGGUUACAGGAGGAAACUAGCUGUGAACUAAUUAGAAUUUGACAUGAAUUAAUAUCUGUUGCUGCAGAGCACUGUGGUGUUCGUUGUUUUCUUCGUAUUUUCAUCUAUCGCAUGCAAUAAACAAAAAAACACCAUAUCAUUUUCAAGAGGGGAAAUAUCUGUUAGAGAUACUACCACGAGAAAAGAUAUCGAAUUUUCAGUUUCAUUUUUGAAUAUGUAAAGUUGGGUGUAAUUCAAUAUAUGUACAAAAUGUUUGACAAUUCUGUUUUGUAUAGUUGUGUUCAUGGACAGGGGGGUAUCUUGUACUGUAAAAUGAACAAAACUGACUGGACAAUCAAACUGAGAAUUUGGAAAAACGUAAGAAAGCUAUAAGAGUACGUAGGUUCCAGGUAAGGGAUGAGUACGUUCUGGAGUUAGUUAUUACGUAGGUUCCAGGUAAGGGAUGAGUACGUUCUGGAGUUAGUUAUUACGUAGGUUCCAGGUAAGGGAUGAGAACGUUCUGGAGUUAGUUAUUAUGUAGGUUCCAGGUAAGGGAUGAGUACGUUCUGGAGUUAGUUAUUACGUAGGUUCCAGGUAAGGGAUGAGUACGUUCUGGAGUUAGUUAUUACGUAGGUUCCAGGUAAGGGAUGAGUACGUUCUGGAGUUAGUUAUUACGUAGGUUCCAGGUAAGGGAUGAGUACGUUCUGGAGUUAGUUAUUACGUAGGUUCCAGGUAAGGGAUGAGUACGUUCUGGAGUUAGUUAUUACGUAGGUUCCAGGUAAGGGAUGAGUACGUUCUGGAGUUAGUUAUUACGUAGGUUCCAGGUAAGGGAUGAGUACGUUCUGGAGUUAGUUAUUACGUAGGUUCCAGGUAAGGGAUGAGUACGUUCUGGAGUUAGUUAUUACGUAGGUUCCAGGUAAGGGAUGAGUACGUUCUGGAGUUAUUACGUAGGUUCCAGGUAAGGGAUGAGUACGUUCUGGAGUUAGUUAUUAGUAAAAAGAUCCAGGGUGAAAUCAGAGUCAGAUGAAUUGAGCUUGAGAUGGGACGGGAGGUAGGAUGGGUAUGUGCAUGCGUGUGCACUUGUAUGUGUAUGUGUGCGUGCGCAUCUGCGUGUGUGUGUGUUACGUGGACAGUGAACAGAGCAGGUAGAGGUAGGGUCGUCGUUAGGUAGGGCAACGCACUACAAUUCCUCCCUGUACUCUUAGAAAAAAAGGUGCUAUCUAGAACCUGAAAGGGUUUUUCGGCUGUCCCAAUAGGAGAACCCUUUGAAGAACCCGUUUUGGGUUCCAAGUAGAACCCUUUUAGUUCUAGGUAGAACCCUUUCAGGUUCCAUGUAGAACCCUUUUUACAGAGGGUUCUACAUGGAACUUAAAAGGGUUCUACCUGGAACUAAAAAGGGUUCUCCUAUGGGGAGAGCCGAAGAACCCUUUUGGAACCUUUUUUUCUAAGAGUGUGUGGUAUAAUUGUGUUAACAUUCUAUUUCAUCUUAUCGUUUUACAAACUGUUGGACUAUAAAACUGCAGCCAUUCAUUUGCCUGGUGUUGAAAUGCCAUACUAUAUAUAUAUCUAGGCAUUUGGUGAACCUUUCUGUGGUCAAAAUUACACAAAAUGGCUGGUUAGACACUGGGGAACAUUGGGGAACAUUGGGGAACAUUGGGUAACCAAGAGACAGGUACCUCUCUAUGCAUUGUGUCUCUCUUUUAAAUGUAGAUUAUGGUGCGACAACUUGCCAGGAUCUACAAGAUGACAUUCAUUAAUGACAAUAAGUAUACAGCAUUGUAUAGAAACUAUUUUUAAUCACAGGAUAUUUUAUCCAGAGAGUUAUUUUAUUAUCAUAUUGAAUAACCGAGAAGAGGAAUGAUGGUGAAACUGAAAGACAUUUCAUGUCAGAGUCUAUAAUAAUAUCAUGAUUGAACUGAACUGGCUGAUGCUAAACGUGACGGUGCAUUCUUAGAAUGCAUCCCAAAUGGCACCCAUAUUCCCUACCUAGUGCACUACCCCAUAGGGCUCUGGUCAAAAGUAGUGCACUACCCCAUAGGGCUCUGGUCUAAAGUAGUGCACUACCCCAUAGGGCUCUGGUCUAAAGUAGUGCACUACCCCAUAGGGCUCUGGUCAAAAGUAGUGCACUACCCCAUAGGGCUCUGGUCUAAAGUAGUGCAAUACCCCAUAGGGCUCUGGUCUAAAGUAGUGCACUACCCCAUAGGGCUCUGGUCUAAAGUAGUGCACUACCCCAUAGGGCUCUGGUCUAAAGUAGUGCACUACCCCAUAGGGCUCUGGUCUAAAGUAGUGCACUACCCCAUAGGGCUCUGGUCUAAAGUAGUGCACUACCCCAUAGGGCUCUGGUCUAAAGUAGUGCACUACCCUAUAGGGCUCUGGUCUAAAGUAGUGCACUACCCCAUAGGGCUCUGGUCUAAAGUAGUGCACUACAUAGGGAAUAAAAGGGGGCCAUUUCUGACUCAGUCUUAGAAUAUGAACGUUAAACUAUAUGGUGUCAAAAUCCACCUUGAGUAGAUAUUUGGGAUCCUCUGAAGUCAUUUUUAAUUGUUCAUAUGGAUUAGUAACAGUAGUUUGACAUAAUCUGUAUGCAGCCAAAACAAAUAUAUAGAUUAUAUUUUGAUGAUUUGUGUUCCCAUUGCAAGUGUCUUUCAACUUUAGGUAAAGUAGCAAUGUAGCCAUUUCCCCCCAAGGCCAGGCCCCACAGACUAAAGACAUUGGUUCGUCUGAGACCAGGCCCCACAGACUAAAGACAUUGGUUUGUCUGAGUCCAGGCCCCACAGACUAAAGACAUUGGUUCGUCUGAGGCCAGGCCCCACAGACUAAAGACAUUGGUUCGUCUGAGGCCAGGCCCCACAGACUAAAGACAUUGGUUCGUCUGAGGCCAGGCCCCACAGACUAAAGACAUUGGUUUGUCUGAGGCCAGGCCCCACAGACUAAAGACAUUGGUUCGUCUGAGGCCAGGCCCCACAGACUAAAGACAUUGGUUCGUCUGAGACCAGGCCCCACAGACUAAAGACAUUGGUUCGUCUGAGUCCAGGCCCCACAAACUAAAGACAUUGGUUCGUCUGAGGCCAGGCCCCACAGACUAAAGACAUUGGUUUGUCUGAGUCCAGGCCCCACAGACUAAAGACAUUGGUUUGUCUGAGUCCAGGCCCCACAAACUAAAGACAUUGGUUUGUCUGAGGCCAGGCCCCACAGACUAAAGACAUUGGUUUGUCUGAGGCCAGGCCCCACAGACUAAAGACAUUGGUUCGUCUGAGACCAGGCCCCACAGACUAAAGACAUUGGUUCGUCUGAGGCCAGGCCCCACAAACUAAAGACAUUGGUUUGUCUGAGGCCAGGCCCCACAGACUAAAGACAUUGGUUCGUCUGAGGCCAGGCCCCACAGACUAAAGACAUUGGUUUGUCUGAGGCCAGGCCCCACAGACUAAAGACAUUGGUUCGUCUGAGGCCAGGCCCCACAGACUAAAGACAUUGGUUUGUCUGAGACCAGGCCCCACAGACUAAAGACAUUGGUUUGUCUGAGUCCAGGCCCCACAGACUAAAGACAUUGGUUUGUCUGAGGCCAGGCCCCACAGACUAAAGACAUUGGUUUGUCUGAGGCCAGGCCCCACAGACUAAAGACAUUGGUUUGUCUGAGUCCAGGCCCCACAGACUAAAGACAUUGGUUCGUCUGAGGCCAGGCCCCACAAACUAAAGACAUUGGUUUGUCUGAGUCCAGGCCCCACAGACUAAAGACAUUGGUUCGUCUGAGGCCAGGCCCCACAGACUAAAGACAUUGGUUCGUCUGAGGCCAGGCCCCACAGACUAAAGACAUUGGUUUGUCUGAGUCCAGGCCCCACAGACUAAAGACAUUGGUUUGUCUGAGGCCAGGCCCCACAGACUAAAGACAUUGGUUCGUCUGAGGCCAGGCCCCACAAACUAAAGACAUUGGUUCGUCUGAGUCCAGGCCCCACAGACUAAAGACAUUGGUUUGUCUGAGGCCAGGCCCCACAGACUAAAGACAUUGGUUCGUCUGAGGCCAGGCCCCACAAACUAAAGACAUUGGUUCGUCUGAGGCCAGGCCCCACAAACUAAAGACAUUGGUUUGUCUGAGUCCAGGCCCCACAAACUAAAGACAUUGGUUCGUCUGAGGCCAGGCCCCACAAACUAAAGACAUUGGUUCGUCUGAGGCCAGGCCCCACAAACUAAAGACAUUGGUUUGUCUGAGGCCAGGCCCCACAGACUAAAGACAUUGGUUCGUCUGAGGCCAGGCCCCACAAACUAAAGACAUUGGUUCGUCUGAGUCCAGGCCCCACAAACUAAAGACAUUGGUUCGUCUGAGGCCAGGCCCCACAGACUAAAGACAUUGGUUCGUCUGAGGCCAGGCCCCACAAACUAAAGACAUUGGUUUGUCUGAGUCCAGGCCCCACAGACUAAAGACAUUGGUUCGUCUGAGGCCAGGCCCCACAGACUAAAGACAUUGGUUCGUCUGAGGCCAGGCCCCACAAACUAAAGACAUUGGUUUGUCUGAGUCCAGGCCCCACAAACUAAAGACAUUGGUUCGUCUGAGGCCAGGCCCCACAAACUAAAGACAUUGGUUCGUCUGAGGCCAGGCCCCACAGACUAAAGACAUUGGUUUGUCUGAGUCCAGGCCCCACAAACUAAAGACAUUGGUACGUCUGAGUCCAGGCCCCACAGACUAAAGACAUUGGUUUGUCUGAGUCCAGGCCCCACAAACUAAAGACAUUGGUUCGUCUGAGUCCAGGCCCCACAGACUAAAGACAUUGGUUCGUCUGAGUCCAGGCCCCACAGACAAACGUUUUCAAAUAAGAAACUAUUGCCUGCCUUUCCCUGAGACAUAUCCAAUGUGUGUAACAGGGUUGGGAUCGAUUCCAUUUCAAUACCAGUCAAUUCAGAAAGUAAACCAAAUUCUCGAUUCCAAUUCCAAAUUUCUCCUCUUUGAAAAUCAUUGAAGACAAUCGGAAUUGGAAUUUCAGUUUACUUCCUGAAUUGACUGGAAUUGAAAUGGAUUGGAGCCCAACACAGAAGUGAGAGCCAGAGGUAAUAAUCUUCUCUUGUUUUGCAUUGACCCAGACACCUUUUAACCUCGGAUUAAAAAAAAAAAAUACUGUUUUCCUCUGAGACAUGAUUCCCUGAAGUCUAAAGACAAACAGAACAAUAUUCUCCUAUUUGCACUGGUAUAGUGGAGCUUGUGAAGUGGGUUCCUUUUUGCUGUAACCUGAAGUUAUAUUGAUGAUGAUAUGUGAUGAUUUGUGUAAAAGACUGUGUUUCCCCUAUCGAUUCAAAUAUAUUAUACAUGGUUCAUUAAUUGAGGAUGCAUGAUCAGGAUAGCACAGGCCAUGCUUCUGCCAAAGGGUUUCAGAGAGGCACAACUGGAAAGAACCAACACACACAAAAAAAAGAUUUUGAAACUUUAAACAUUAACAUUAAAACAUGAAAAACCUACUUUAAAAAGAUGAAAAACAAAACCAACUAUUUAAAAGGAUGAGUGGUACAGUGUAACUGUCUCGGGCGGUACAAGAUGCUCCUGGCUCAAAGCUGGAACAUAACAGAUUGCAUCACCUUUUUGUAUUUUUGUACAAAACUAAAUGUAAAUAGUAAACCUUUUUAAAAAUGUUGCAAAGAUCUUUUUCUUUUUUGUAAAAUAUUUUCAAAGUUUACAUGAUUAAUUAAUGAAUUAAUUCCAAGCCUUUGUAUAUUUUGGAGCUGUGCAACACUAUUUCAGUCUUGUAUUUAUUUUUGGGUAAACGUGAGACCUCCAUUGACUGCAUUAUAUCGUAUUGAUUUGACAGCUCAUCAGACUGCUCAGUGACUGGGCAUAGAAAAGGACAAUAAAUGUGACUGCGUUUGAAAAGAAA
Oncorhynchus keta (chum salmon) is the source of this 13367-nucleotide messenger RNA. It is a transcript of the gene nhsb, whose product is annotated as Nance-Horan syndrome b (congenital cataracts and dental anomalies). NCBI's taxonomy places the organism in Eukaryota, Metazoa, Chordata, Actinopteri, Salmoniformes, Salmonidae. The record is from RefSeq and is a predicted model, not a curated record. Gene Ontology annotation, biological process: lens development in camera-type eye; cell differentiation.